Molecule: messenger RNA, 1122 nt
Organism: Seminavis robusta
Lineage: Eukaryota; Bacillariophyta; Bacillariophyceae; Naviculales; Naviculaceae
Source: the annotation of a GenBank genome assembly
AAUCGACUAAGUACAAUCCCGCAGAGCUGUUGACUUCCACCGAACUCCCACAGCCAACCAUUCUUGCAAGCACAACACAAAGCACCACAGAGUACGAACACAACCGACAAACUCAAGCCAAGGAAACAGAAUCUAUCAUGGCCCGCCCGGAGAAAGAAGAUGACGAGAAGAAGGACGAAGACAACGUGGAUGAUAAGCAGAUGGAUUCUUUGUUAGAGGAGGGAGAGGAAUCUAAAAAGAAGAAGCGCAAGCGCAAGCGAAAAAGAUCCAAGAAAAGUGCAUCCAAGGAAGAAGAAGAAAAAGAGCAGGAAGAUGCUGCAGAGUCUAGUAACAACAAUGUUCGUGAAGACGACACGGUACGAACAGCCUUUGUGGAAGGAGUGCCUUAUGAUGCUACGACUGAUCAAGUAGCCGAAUGUUUGCUGAAACAUACCAAGAUUGAAAGACGCGACAUUACCGAUUUGAGGUUUCCCACGUGGCAAGAUUCUGGCCGAAUGAGAGGAUACGGCCAUGUGGUCUUUACCAGCAAGGAAAUCCUCGAUCAGGUUCUUGAGGUUGCCAACAACCAAAAAACAAAGCUGUGGAUGGGAAAACGAUACCUUUCAUUGCAAAAAGCCCGUCCCAAGGGUAAUGGCAUUGAUCCAAAUACCCAGCACGUCAGCGCUCCGUCCAAGACUAUCAUGAUCAAGAAGUUGGAUUAUCAAGCCACCGAGGAGGACAUUAUCCAAGUAAUGGAACAAUUUGGCACUAUUGUUGAUGGAGGAGUGAGAAUUGCACGCAACUUCAAGACGCGACAAAACAAAGGCUUUGCCUACAUUGCCUAUGAAGAAUUGGCCGGCGCCAAAAAUGCCAUGGAGCGUCAGCAAAAGCAACCCAACAAACCCAUUUGUAUUCUCAAUCGAGCCUGCAUUCUGGAUUAUGAUGAAGGCAGAAUGAAGGGAUCUUUCAAGACUGCUACAGGCAGGCUAUGGAGCCGAGAAUACCAGCACCAACAGCCAUCAUCCAGCGGCACAAGCAACAAGCAAGCCAGGACGAAGUGACCGCUUACACAUACCUGCCUUUCUAUACCAACGUACAUGUAAUUUUCAUUAACUAGCUAAUACCAUUGCCUGCCUUUCUGUA